This is a messenger RNA of Malaclemys terrapin pileata, 2105 nucleotides long. RefSeq names its product zinc finger protein 419-like. NCBI's taxonomy places the organism in Eukaryota, Metazoa, Chordata, Testudines, Emydidae. The transcript is spliced from 7 exons. Gene Ontology annotation, biological process: regulation of DNA-templated transcription. The coding region runs from base 768 to 2006 and encodes 412 amino acids. The record is from RefSeq and is a predicted model, not a curated record.
CUCCUUCCUUGGAGUUUUUUAAGGCCCGGCUUGACAAAGCCCUGGCUGGGAUGAUUUAGCUGGGAAUUGGUCCUGCUUUGAGCAGGGGGUUGGACUAGAUGACCUCUUGAGGUCCCUUCCAACUCUGAUAUUCUAUGAUUCUAUGAUUCUAUGCAGCAUUUCUAUAGGCACUUUUGAGCCCUAGACCCCACAGCACUUUACAGAGGGGUCAGGGGCAUUAUCCCUAUGGGAGAAAUGGGGAAAGUGAGGCAGGGGGAGAGGCAGAGCCCUGCCCAAGGUCACACAGUGAGUUUGGCAGUGGCGCGAGGGAUGGGUCCUGGGAGUCCUGGUGCUGCAACCCCAAGACUUUCUCUCCUGCCUGUAAAUGUCUGUCUGCAUUUGCACUUCAAGGGUGACAGCCCCCCCACAUGCCAUGGUCUUGAGCCAGGCCUAAGGCCCCACUGCCACCAGAUUAAUGGGUUUAGUGGGGUCAGGGGGCUUGUGGGGCUCUCAACGCUAGCGGGAAUUUCACUUUCAAUGCAGCAAAUAUUUUCUUCCUGUAAAAUGCCUGGGGAGAAACUUCCCCUUGUGGCGAUCUCUCAGCAGGGAUUCGUGGGGCUGCUGACGGCAGAAGUUCCUGCUUGGGGGAUGGCAGCUGCUCUGGGAACAUGAACCCGAGUGUCUGAAGUUAGACUCCAAUGGUAAUUCCCCUGCAAGUCCUCUGAUGGCCUCUUUUUUCUCUCCUUCUGCAGGGUGCCAGGAGCACUAGGAGCAGCAGGGAGGAUGGGAUGUUUCAGAAGCCUAAGCUGGGGUUUGCAGAGCUGGAGAAGAAACUCAGCGAUUUCUCUCUGAAAAGCGCCCACUUGCGGGAGGUGCUGCUGGGAUUCAAAGAGACCCUGCGACUGGAGCUGGGCAGCGACACAGUCCCCCUUCUCACCCUGACAGGCUGCAGAGUAACACCCGCCUUAGGCUCCCGAUGCUCCCAUCCUCCCCGGGGACGAGGAAGGACAAUGGCUGCAAUGGAGCCAGUCCAGGGGCCAGUGACCUUCGAGGAGGUGGCUGUGUAUUUCACCAGGGAAGAGUGGGCUCUGCUGGACCCCGCUCAGAGAGGCCUCUACAGGGAUGUCAUGCAGGAGAACUAUGAGAAUGUGACCUCGCUGGGGUUUCCUGUGUUCAAAUCCGAUGUGAUCUCCCAGGUGAAACAAACGGAAGAGCCAGGGGCCCCAGCUCUCCAGGGCUUAGAGGAAAGAGAGAUUCUGAUGGCCACCUGUUCAGCAGGUGAUGGGAUGCUGAGUGAGAAUAUGGAGCAGAAUCCUCACCAGGAACAUGCUGAGCAAGUGGAACCACAUGGGGGAUUACUACAAGGCUCCCAAGGGAAUGUAUCCAGGCAUCAUGUGCAGGGAAAAGCCUGUGAGAACUGGCAUAGGCCAGAGAGACAGCAGGAAAGCCAACCAGGGGAGAAAGUGGGUAAAUCCCCUAAUUGUCAGGAAACUCACAACAACUUCAAGGAAAGCACAGCCCAGCAGAGAAUCUCAACGGGAGAGAGACCCUAUAAAUGCACUGAGUGCGGAAAGACCUUCAGUUUGAGUUCAAACCUUAUUAAACAUCAGAGGAUCCAUACAGGAGAGCGCCCCUAUGAAUGCGGAGAGUGCGGGAAAACCUUCACUCACAGCUCACACCUAACUAGACAUCAGAGAAUGCACACUGGAGAAAGACCCUAUGAAUGCUGUGAGUGCGGGAAGACCUUCCGGUACCGCUCAGACCUUAUCACGCAUCAGAGAAUCCACACGGGGGAGAGACCCUAUGAGUGUGGUGAGUGCGGGAAAAACUUCAGUCAGAGCUCAAACCUUAUUAAACAUCAGAGGAUCCACACUGGAGAGAGACCCUAUGAGUGCUGUGAGUGCAGGAAGACCUUCACGCGGAGAUCAAACCUUAAUGCACAUCAGAGAAUCCACAAAGAUGCAAGACCCUAUGAAUGCUUUAUAUGGGAAAACCUCCACACUGAGCUCACACCUUAUUACACAUGAGAGAAACACCUUAAAAACCUUUUCAAAGCCUGACAAAAGUUGUUGGGUUUUUUUUGUAUGUUUGUUUGUUUUGUUUUUGCCUUAAUGCUUUUGUUAAUU